This is a messenger RNA of Thermothielavioides terrestris NRRL 8126, 333 nucleotides long. Its product is annotated as mitochondrial 54S ribosomal protein YmL31. The coding region runs from base 1 to 333 and encodes 110 amino acids. Gene Ontology annotation, molecular function: structural constituent of ribosome. Gene Ontology annotation, cellular component: mitochondrial large ribosomal subunit. NCBI's taxonomy places the organism in Eukaryota, Fungi, Ascomycota, Sordariomycetes, Sordariales, Chaetomiaceae. The transcript is spliced from 3 exons. The record is from RefSeq and is a predicted model, not a curated record.
AUGUUCGGGCCGUUCAGAAUCACCAAUGCCCUAAGUGGGGGUCUUCUCUGGAAGAUCCCCUGGCGCCUGUCCCCGACGCAGAAGGCCCGGCAACGCAAGCGGUUGCGAGCCGUCGACAAAGUCAUCGAGACCUUGAGCAAUGCGUUGGCCAAGAAGGGCGAGACGCUCAAGUCGCUGGAGCGAUGGAAGGCCGAGAUGCCGACCGAGGCUCAGAUGCUGCCCAAGGACAAGUACACCAUGUUCGACCGGAAAGCCAAGAGAUACCGCAAGGGCAUCCACAAGCUCCCCAAGUGGACGCGUGUGUCACAAAGGGUCAACCCCCCCGGCUUUUAG